AUGGAGUUACAAGCUCAGGUUCAAGAUCUAUUAGAUUUAUCUUCUAAUGUAACUGCAUUAUUGCAAAAGCAGACGGACAGUCUUAUAAGGCAGCGUAGUCUCGUACGAAGAGACAAAGACGAAGACUAUAAUAGUUUAAACUAUGAUAUAGAGCUUGCCUCACGCUCAUUACAUGUGCUGGAAGUCCGACGCGAGAUACGUACAGCCGUUAGUGAGCUGACAGAAGUCAGAGACCAAAUGAAACAACAAAACGGCUCACCUACUCGUGAUUGGCUUGAUUAUGUUCAAGUCGUUAUGGAACAUCUACAUACGUUGCUUAAAAAAGGACUAGAUCUUGCGUCCAUUGAUGAUGCCAAAUCGGAAUCGCUUGUAUCUUCAUCAUCCCGAAAGGAACUUGCAUAUCAGAGUAACAGCGCGUACCAUAGCUUCACCUCUUCGAGGAAAAUUGUUUCCAAUGACCAGCCCAAAAUCACAAUUACAACACGCAAUACUGCCAGCAAUUAUAAUAAACCUCGUCGCAUAAGCAAUUCGACUCCGUUUGAUCCUUCUGCUGACACUCAAAAGCCAAAUCUGCGUGCCGACUUGACCCGUCGUCAUUCUUUGGAUUCUGAGGGCAUUUCUGCAGCUCGCCUGUUUAUUGGUAAUCUGGGCUUGCGAGCAGCACCGCCAAAAGCUACGACAACGACAUCUGUAUCGCAAGAUCUGACUACAACAAAUAAACCCAACGUUUCAAGUCACAAAAAUAAAGGCGGUUUGCAUAGACAUAAUCAGAGUUCAAAUGCUGAAAAGCAGCUUACUCAGAUAAUAAGCCAGGAUUCAGAGGAGAUGAGCGAUCAGUUUGUAGAUGCUGUCGAGAGGCAAGAGGACGUUGAUGAUGAUGGUGGUAGUGUAGACCGUGGGAAGGUUGUCGACACGGAAGAAUUAUCCACUAUGACAGAGAAGCUGAUGAAUAGGGCGAACAUUUUUCAUAACUCUGUAAUGGCUCUUGACACAGUAAUAGAAGAUGAUGGUCAAUCGCAGUCGUCUAUGAGAAGGCUGGGUUCGUAUGUUAUUUCAGUAAGCAACCAAGAUCUGACGUUUCUAUAUGCUUUGCUUUCAAAGGGCGAUAAUGACGAUGUGUCGUCUCUUGCACCUUCACUGUCUUCUGGCAGUUCCUCACCAAUAUCCUCACCGAUUCUGACUAAUACAUCAUAUCCGACGACACAAAUUAGUCUUGCCAGAGAUAAACCUACUCACUUGUUUGCCGAGGAGGUUACUGUAAGUGACCCGUUGAGAGUAGGAGCCGGUUAUGGAUCAUAUAUAGAAUACACAUGCACCGUCAAGGGACCAGAGGGAACAAGCAUAACGGUUAGGAAGCGAUAUUCUGAGUUUGUCAAGUUGAGAACUCAGCUAUCCAAGGCCCAACCGCAUUUCAAGAAUUUAAUUCCUAAACUACCACCAAAGAAAGUCGUUGGCAAAUUCGGUACUGCAUUUGUUGAGCGUCGCCGGAAAGACUUGGAAUAUUUCUUGACUUACAUUCUGCUUCACCCAACGUUGGGCGCUACACCCGUCGUGAGAAAGUGGUUUAUGAGCUAA
This is a messenger RNA of Paraglomus occultum, 1575 nucleotides long. Lineage: Eukaryota; Fungi; Glomeromycota; Glomeromycetes; Paraglomerales; Paraglomeraceae. The record is from the annotation of a GenBank genome assembly.